GAACGAUCAGAUCAACCGUCCAAAAGUAUCGCGCGGAAAUCAUACCAGGCAGGAUCUUAUAUGCACCUACUCUCCAUAUGGAACCCAUCAACAUCCAAAAAACUCCCAAAUGUCCACCAAGAACAUCAUACUUCCUCCAUUGACUCUACCUGAAUUCCUGUGUCAUGUUGCCGAUACCCAGCCUGACUCCGGCGUCACGAUCCUGAUCAUAUGUUCCACUCGGGAAGCUUUCCUAGGCACACUUUCCCAAGCAUUGACGGAGCAGCAACCCGAAGAAGCAAAAGAAAUAGAAGCACUUCGACGGCUGACGGUACCUACACUGCAAAAUCUUCUCACCGCCAAACAUAUCAAAGUCGUUUUCUGUGCCACUGUGCAACAUCUGCUAGCAUACUUGACAGGACUGCAACUUGAAGAAGGCAGAGGAGUUUUCCGGCCUGAGAGCACGGGGGCAAAUGCGAGAAUCAUAGUUGUGAAUCCAUUGACUUUGCACAUUCACACGCCGUUGUAUUCCGCGCAGGGAUUGUCUAGGACUUUUGCUGCUGCCGCUGAAGCAGCUUCCAGAGAAGGCGUUGCGAAGCUGUUGGUGGUGGAGUGUAUUCGAAUGCAUGGAGAUGAUGAGAUGGACCAGAUGGAAGGGUUAGAAUCGCUUGCUACGGUGGAAGAAGGCACGGAGCAAAGUUCUUUUACGCGUGACAAUCAUGAUCCAUGGGAAGAGGAAGUACCGAUCCUCAACGUGUCAGCAAGACGGUUCGGCUCGGGUGGAAGUGAGCGUCUCUGGGCGGGUCGGACGGUAAAAGUCAAGCGGGUCGCAGCAAGGUGGUUUCGAUUUCAGCAGAAACUCGCAUGAGAAAGAAAUGGAAACGAAGCGUAGAAGAUGGUGCACGUUCAGGUGAUGGGUGGAAGAAAAGAAUUCAGAUUCCAAUCAAGUAUUGUGAGGUGAAAACCUACACAUCAUGUCAUUCUGCCAUUUGGCAGCUGUCCAGUUCGUCAUUUUCAGGCCGUUUCCUUGCGUUCUAUUCGUGCUGUCUCCAAGCUUUUUGAAUCAAUCAUAUGCUUCCC
Messenger RNA from Aaosphaeria arxii CBS 175.79, 1059 nucleotides. RefSeq lists its product as uncharacterized. The record is from RefSeq and is a predicted model, not a curated record. Lineage: Eukaryota; Fungi; Ascomycota; Dothideomycetes; Pleosporales. The transcript has a single exon. Bases 110 to 847 code for a protein of 245 amino acids.